Procambarus clarkii (red swamp crayfish) is the source of this 2550-nucleotide messenger RNA. RefSeq names its product receptor-type tyrosine-protein phosphatase N2. Gene Ontology annotation, cellular component: secretory granule; synapse. NCBI's taxonomy places the organism in Eukaryota, Metazoa, Arthropoda, Malacostraca, Decapoda, Cambaridae. Gene Ontology annotation, biological process: regulation of secretion; protein dephosphorylation. The record is from RefSeq and is a predicted model, not a curated record. Gene Ontology annotation, molecular function: protein tyrosine phosphatase activity.
UCAUACAUGGAGGAUCACCUCAAGAAUAAAGACCGUCUGGAGCAGGAGUGGAUCGCCCUCUGUGCCUACGAGGCGGAGCCCUGUGCCACCACCCUCGCCCUCAAGCCGGAGAACAAUCUGAAGAACAGGUACCCGGACGCCGUGCCCUACGACCAUAAUAGGGUCGUUCUCACCGCGCACGCCAACCUCAACGGCUCCGACUACAUUAAUGCCUCUUCCAUCGUGAGUUGCUAUACGGACCACGACCCCCGUAACCCGGCCUACAUAGCGACACAAGGACCCCUGGAGAGCACCGCGGCGGACUUCUGGCAGCUGGUGUGGGAGCAGGGCAGCGUGGUCAUCGUCAUGCUCACCCGCCUCACCGAGAAUGGCCACGCCUUCUGCCACCGCUACUGGCCAGAGGAAGGCAGCGACCUCUACCACAUCUACGAGGUACACCUGGUGUCCGAACACAUAUGGUGUGACGAUUACCUGGUGCGGUCCUUCUACCUGAAGAACGUGCGGACGGGGGAGACGCGCACCGUCACGCAGUUCCACUUCCUGUCGUGGCCCGACUCCGGCACCCCGGCCUCCACCAAGGCUCUCCUCGAGUUCAGAAGGAAAGUGAAUAAGUCGUAUCGAGGUCGGUCCUGCCCAAUCAUCGUCCACUGCAGUGACGGCAUCGGUCGCACGGGCACCUACUGCCUCAUCGACAUGGUGCUUAACCGCAUGGCGAAGGGCGCCAAAGAGAUCGACAUCGCUGCCACACUCGAACACAUCCGCGAUCAGCGCCCCCACAUGGUGAAGAGCAAGGCGCAGUUCGAGUUCGUAUUGAUGGCCGUGGCGGAGGAGGUGCAUGCCAUCUUGAAGGCCCUCCCUCAGUAGCCUGCCUUCUGACGACGACCCGGCGAGACUUAGGCCUGCAGGAGGAACGCGCAGACACCCACUUACAAGUUUCUGUCGACGUUUCCUCCACCAAAAGAACUCCUUCUUCACACACCGCGCGGCUUUCCUCCCCAGCAGGAGCUGUGAGGCUCUUGAAGGGCGGUGGCCGGCGGACGUUGUCCCUCUGCUACUGUGUCGCCUUGGUCACCACUCGGCGGCUUGUAACCUGUUGUCGCUUUACUUUCAUCUCCCCUUUCGUACAGGACACAAAAUUAUCCACAAGCUUGGUUCUUAGGACUACGGAUGGCUUACAUUGGACGUAUAUAAUACCCACAGGUAUCAAGAGGAUAAUUAUAUAAUGAUAUAUAUUUUCUUUCAUUGUUUCCAGAUAAAGUAUAUAGGGAUAUAUAAAUAAAUAUAUAUAUAUAAGUUGUGUAUAAGUGGUAAUAAUAAGAGUGUAACGUUAUGUAUCACGCAGACGUCCACCAAGUCACACUCAGUUACACAAACUUUAUAACAACUGGGGGUGCACUCUAUUAUAAAACGUAAAUGGUGUCUAAUAUAUAUAAUAACUUGAGAGAAUCAGUCUGGAGAAACAAUUUCUUUCCUAACCAGGAAGAGACAGCAGUUGCGGACAUCAAUAAAAAGUUUUUGUAACUGAGUAAAAUAAAUGUCAUCCAAACCUCUACUGUCCGCUUUAUUUUCUCUACAAAAGUUGUCUCCAAAAGUAAUAAAAACUCGAAAACAUUAAAGAAUCACAAAAAAAGACAUCAGUCACCACUUCAUUGGCUCCGCGAUGUCCAAUCCCCGAGCCUCUUGGAUGGUACUGCCCUCCUCCUCCUCCAAUCAGGAGCCUUCUUGGACCCAGCCUCCCAAGAAGGCUUCUAUCAGCUAAUCAAGUUCCUCGGCUGAUGACUCCCGCAGCCAAUGAGCGUAGAUGUUGCUUCCUGUGUGUGUCUAACGUAGAUCAAAUGGAUAGUCUAGCAUUAGGUUUAAGGUACAUUUAUUCAGAACUAUCAGAUGCCCAUAGCAAGCUGUGGAACUGGGAAUACUUUCAACAACAUGGGCGACACCCACACGAAAUUCUAACACAUGAGGAACGGUGGGAACAGAGUGCAAAAAUAAUAUUUUAAAUUAUGAUACUCCCCUCCCCCCCCACCCCCGCCUCCCCCACGACAAGAUGUUCCCCAUUCUAUUGUCUGCAUUUUCGGAAGGGAGUAGAACUCUCAAGGAUAUUUUACACAAAACUGAGACGUGAGAGUAGGAAUAUGAUGGCGUGUGUAGUCGAGUGCGUCACUGGUCUUGUUACCCCACAUUAGUUCAGUGUCGACCAUAUACAUCUGUUUGUAUCGUUUACUCUAACAAUUAUUUUACAUUCUUCAACUGUGAUUUUAAUUAUAUUUACAGUGCUGUAUGUGGAUAGACCAGUUAUUAUUCUUAGUUGGCUUGUUAUAAUAAUGAUUAUAAUUGCCUUGUUAUGAAUUGCUUUCAUUGUAUUCAUAUUUGUAUAAUCAAUUAUUUUUAUAUUUACAUUAUUACCAUUAUUGUCAAGAAUAAUUUCUCGGGUGUACAUUUGAGUAUAAUGUCACUACCUUGGUCCCCUACAAUGGUGAGGGUCGUCACCAUGCUAGCGUGAGCCUGGCGCUGUGUGGCUCCUCCGACGCCAAUAAAGUGAUUUGGUGGAAA